Messenger RNA from Malania oleifera, 2383 nucleotides. RefSeq names its product probable terpene synthase 9. The record is from RefSeq and is a predicted model, not a curated record. The transcript has 7 exons. Lineage: Eukaryota; Viridiplantae; Streptophyta; Magnoliopsida; Santalales; Ximeniaceae. Gene Ontology annotation, molecular function: terpene synthase activity; magnesium ion binding. Bases 76 to 1887 code for a protein of 603 amino acids. Gene Ontology annotation, biological process: diterpenoid biosynthetic process.
GCUAUUCACUCCCAGCUUAGCUCUCAAACUAAUUAACUUGCCAAAAGAUCAAACUAUAGAUAUACAGCUGAUCAAAUGGAAGUAAAAGCCUUUUCGCUCUCCCCCUUGUGUUCCCUUGGAAGAAGCACUCGUCCUGAUGAGGUCUUCUUGGGAUGGCAAGUGGGAGGUAGAAGGAGAUCAAUUAGCAAUCAGUUAGAGCAAUCUAAGCUUCCCCAUGUCGUUUCUACUGUCUCCAAGUUCAAAGGGUUGCAGGCUGAUCCUGAACGCCGAUCCGCCCAUUAUCAUCCUAGCAUUUGGGACCCCAAGCUCAUCGACUCAUUCACCACACCCUUUUCUUAUGAGCUCUAUGCCAUUCAACUAGAAAAUUUGAAGGAAAAAACUAGAAGGUUAUUGAAUUCCUCUGAAGACCACUCAGCCCUAUUAAAGCUGGUUGAUUCCAUGCAGCGUUUGGGAGUGGACUACCAUUUUGAAGAAGAGAUCAAGGGGAUUAUGGAACUUGUUCAUUCCAGUGUAAUCACCGGGGACGAUGAUCUUUACACUACUGCGUUGCGAUUUCGCCUUCAACGACAAUAUGGUUAUCCUGUUAGCUCAGACGUGUUUGACAAAUUCAGAAACAAGGAUGGUGGAUUCAUGGACAGCUUAAGCCAUGACUUGAAGGGCAUUUUGAGUUUAUAUGAAGCUUCCUACCUUGGAAUGCCUGGGGAAGAUGAUAGCUUAGAAGAAGCAAAAAAAUUCAGCAUUAAAUAUCUAAAAUCGGCUGUGGAGAAUUUGGAGUGUGAUAGUAUUAUAGCAAAACAAGUGCAACUGUCACUGGAAAUUCCUCUACACUGGAAGAUGCCCAGGCUAGAGGCGCGAAACUUCAUUGACAUCUACCAAAGGGAUGACACAAGGAGUUCAGUUUUGCUAGAAUUCGCCAUAUUGGAUUACAAUAUUGUGCAGUCUGUGUAUCAGAAAGAGCUGAAGGAGUUAUCUAGGUGGUGGAGGGACUUGGGCUUUAAAGAGAAGCUGAGCUUUUCCCGGGACAGAUUGAUGGAAAAUUACUUGUGGGCAGUUGGGAUUUGUUUGGAGCCUCAUAUGUCCAAAUGCAGAAAAGCCCUCACUAGAAUGGUUUGCAUAUUAUCGGCAAUUGACGAUGUUUACGACAUAUAUGGAUCGCUGGAUGAACUUGUUCGCUUUACAAAUGCUGUGGAUCGGUGGGAGAUAGAAGCAAUGGAGGGGCUGCCAGAGUACAUGAAGAUAUGCUACUUGGCCACGUUUAACUUUGGGAAUGAAAUGGUCUAUGAUGCCCUAAAAGAUUAUGGUCUAAACAUUCAACCCUACAUCAAGGAAGAGUGGUCAAAUCUGUGUAGAGCCUAUUUAGUGGAGGCAAGGUGGUUUUACAAUGGGUACAAGCCCACAGUGAGAGAGUACUUAAGCAAUGCAUGGACUUCGGUGGGUGGUCCUAUAGCCAUGGUCCAUGCCCGUUUCCUACAGGGUUGCACCCCGACAAAGGAUUUUCUCCAUGCCUGCGAUCGCGCCUCUGACCUAAUCUAUUGGUCCUCUCUCAUCACUCGCCUCUCCGAUGAUUUGGGAACUUCUAAGGAUGAGAUAAUGAGAGGAGAUGUAUUAAAAUCCAUCCAAUGCUACAUGAUGGAGGAAGGCAUAACAGAAGAAGAGGCACGAGAACGUGUGAAAGCCCUAAUACACCACUCAUGGAAGAAGAUGAAUAAGGAGAUCACUGCAAAAACCUCUCUCCCGAAAGUCACGAUGAAACUUUCCCUAAACAUGGCACGAACUGCACAAUGCAUCUUUCAACAUGGAGACGGCAUCGGUACAUCCAAUGGAGUCACCAAAGAUCGCCUGAUCUCCUUAAUUGUCAAGCCCAUCCAAACAAACCUCAAUCCCUAAAUUAACCUUAAAUGUCAAAGUUUGCUAAGUUCAAACUACAAAAAUAUAUAUAUAUAUAUAUAUAUAUAUAUAUAUAUACCAUUAAUAAUUGAUUAAUUAAGGCGACAAUAAAUAACAUAUAAUAUUUGUUCUCCUUUAUUAUUUUUCUAGAGGGUAGAUCUGUCAUUUCAGAAAAUGUACAUUGUAAAUUGGAGGCUAGCUAGCUAGCUCCUAGCUGUAAAGUGAGGUAGCUAGAGGGGAUCGAGGAGCGAUGGUAAUUUCAUCCAUUAAAAAUAAGAAAAUUGUACCUUGAAAGAGAUGAGAUGAGUUUAUAAAUCAAGGAUGGCCUUUGUGGCGUGCGUCUUCUUCCUCAGCCUUAGCGGCCCUGGCGGAGACGUGAAACACGAGGCUGGAGAGAGCAUGAAAGAAGCACGAGAUGCCUCCGUAAGACAGGAAAUGGCGUGCUGCGAAACCCAUGUCGCACUCAGCACUUGAUCCUUGGUUGUGUAAUGCGCCA